This is a messenger RNA of Pseudogymnoascus verrucosus, 1741 nucleotides long. RefSeq lists its product as uncharacterized. The transcript has a single exon. Bases 344 to 1741 code for a protein of 465 amino acids. The record is from RefSeq and is a predicted model, not a curated record. NCBI's taxonomy places the organism in Eukaryota, Fungi, Ascomycota, Leotiomycetes, Thelebolales, Thelebolaceae. Gene Ontology annotation, biological process: CENP-A containing chromatin assembly; chromosome segregation.
UGGAUCCACCAACAAUCAGUGAGUAUGCCUUACAUACUAGGAUAAAAUAAAUAUGCACCCUGACGCGAUCAUGAUAACUGCCCGAGCUUGAAAUUGUCGACGACGUAAACAAACCGCGACAAUAUGCCAACGAGGUGAUCCACGGGUGAGCCACGGCACCACCACCUAGAACACGCUGUUCUCAUACUCGUGACAAGCGAAUUAUUCAACAACCAGCUCUCAGGAGCAAAACCCAUCAACCAAUUCCCCAGAGAAACACAACAUCAACACCACCACCGAGGGGCAAUCACAACCCGCCAAUGCCACCACAAUAACCACACAAACUCCACACCCAAAGCCGACAAUGCCACCCCUCUCCGUCCCCACCUCCGCCGCCCUCUCCCCCUCCCUCCUCAUCCCCUCCACCGACCCCGCCAUCCCCCGCAUCCUCUCCAAACUCUCCCGCCCCGCCCUCAUCUCCCUAACCCUCGACUGGCUUGACGACCGCAACCAGCCCCUUAGCGCGCCCUACCUCGCCUCCGCCGAUGACUCCUCCGAUGACCUACACGCUGGGGACUUCUACCCUCCUCAUUCCAGCUUGGAGGAUUUGCGCGAAUUCUAUACCGACCUCCAAUCCACGCGCGGCACUCGCACCGCCUUACUCGAUCGCCUCUUAACAGGAGACUAUCGUCAUGGCCUCACACUCUACCAACUCGCCAUGGCCGACACGCUGAUCCUACAAACGCACCCAACAUCGCAGAAAUGGUCCGCCUAUGCACUCACACCCUCCCACCCCUCCGCGCCUCCAAUCCCGCGCUUCCACCCACCCACCUUCCUCAAAGCACUACAGCGCGCCCUCCCGCCAGAUAUCAAAGCGCAUUAUAACCUCGACCGACCCCCCGGACUCCCACUCCUACUAUUAAGAGUCAUGCUCCUCGACACACCAUAUGCCACGACCCCCUCCCUCUCAGGCGCAAAGGUAGUCUACGUCGCCUUCCCAGACGCAAGUCCGCAUAUCUUCCUCUCCGCCGCAUCAUCACCCCCGACUACUGGCACAGCCACCACGGCAAAUGAAAACACGGCCCGCGAUCUUAGGAGGACACUCAUAGCAUGUCUCCCCACCGCCCUCUCGCGGCCGCGAGCACGCUACACGUUAGCAUCCACCAACCUCUCCGCCCGCAGUCUCGAAGCGAUGAUCGCGCUUCGUGGCGGGGGAAGGACGGGGAAGGCGCAGGGUGGAUGGGGGGGGUAUGCGCUUAGUGGGAGGAAAGCGGGGGAUACGCCGUUGGAAUCUGUGGCGCCUGUGCUUCGCGAGGUUGUGGGGGGGACGAAUAGGAAUGUUGCUGGGGAAGUGGGUAAACUCGUCGGAGGAGGGGAGAAGGACGGGAAAGAGGAGGAAGGGGAGGAGGUGGAUCUGCUACACGAGGUGCCCGAAGGGAGAGGGAAGGGAAUGAAGCGCCCCCUUGAUCCUGGUGCGGAAACAGCGAAACGCCGGCGUCUCAUUGCCCAGGCGCGGUUCGGGGAUGUGCCCAGUGCCCCGCUUGAAUUGGUGGAUGUGAGGAUUGAAGACCCGUUCCCUGGGGAGAAAGAAGGGGGAUGGUGCCCGAGUGUUAGGGUUGUGUUCAGGGGGAGUGAUGUGUUUAAGGGGGUUAGGGGGUUGGUGGAACGAGGGGUUGUGGAGGGAGAGAAGAUGCCAGGAUGGAUGACGGGGGAGGGGGGGGUGAGUGGAGGGGUUGUGAAGGGGGGGAGGGUUGGGGGGUGA